Paramormyrops kingsleyae is the source of this 4873-nucleotide messenger RNA. RefSeq names its product 6-phosphofructo-2-kinase/fructose-2,6-biphosphatase 4a (gene pfkfb4a). Gene Ontology annotation, cellular component: cytosol. Gene Ontology annotation, biological process: fructose 2,6-bisphosphate metabolic process; fructose metabolic process. The record is from RefSeq and is a predicted model, not a curated record. Gene Ontology annotation, molecular function: 6-phosphofructo-2-kinase activity; fructose-2,6-bisphosphate 2-phosphatase activity; ATP binding. Lineage: Eukaryota; Metazoa; Chordata; Actinopteri; Osteoglossiformes; Mormyridae.
UCGGCUAUAGAAAAGGGACACUUUAAGUCAUUCAUGUAAAACGGGCAGCUGCUCAGGCACCCUCAACCCCCCUUGUGCACUUGCUGUAUAAGAAAGGCCAUUUAGCAAUGCACCUCAUUCUUUGCUAGUUUGUUUAAAUGGUGCACAAUAUAUUUAGCAUUUUGAGUAUGGCUGUAAGCUAUUUAUUUUCAAACAAAUACUGUUCGUGCAUGCCUACAACAUUUAUAUGUAAAUUUGUUUCUUGAAUAGUAAUCAAAAUAGCGAAAUAGUGCACAGGGUUGGAAAAAUAAUGCAUGGACUUCCAGGAAAUUCGUCCAAGACCUUUGACCUAGAUUCUAAAAUGAGGUUUUCCUUUGAUGGCGUAAAGGUGACGUUUCCGCUCAGAGCUCCUUUGCGUGGUGAGAAGUGGUACUACAACAGAUCCCUGCCACACAGGGACAGACAAACCGUUAGUCAUUACUGUAUAAUAGCGGGGUUGCGUAAAGGGUUUUUAAAUGAUGGAAGGAUAGAGAGAGAAUUUUUGUAAUAUGAAUCCUAAAAUGAUACCAGCUUUGAAAGUUAUAUAUUACGUGAGACAUUUCAUCGGGACGUACACGUUGACGUACAUGAUACCUGUGAAUAUUUUAUUAACCUAUCCGUAUAUCCUAUGUUUAAACGUUGUAGUGGUACGCCUUAUAUAGUAGAUCAUAUCUAAACAGGCCUUCUCGUUAAUUGACGGAUUGAGAAGAAAUUAUUAAACAUUCUGAUAUAAUUAGAUUGGAUUUGGGUACAAGAUGAGCGUGAUAUUACAACUUUUUAGCGCAACGGCGCUAGUUAUGCGCGAUGAUUAUUUGCUGUUUCAUUACAAUACGGCAUUAUAGAGCAACAUUAACGUUUAAAUAACAUUAACAUUAAAAUACGGCCGUAUGAACGCCGUACAGGAUAGCGUCCACUAACAGGAUUCUUAGUUAAAAACCCAAGGGAUGUCUACGGGAAUAAAAACUGAGUCCAGUCAGCCUCAGUGACUGGCAUCUGAGAAAUUAUAUAGCGGGUCCAGUAAUAAAUGAAGAACAUUGUGUAUGAGCACUUCAUCAAAGGAUGAAAAAUGGAUUUGUGCUAUCAUUUACCGUUAUCCUUUGUUAUAAUACUGCACUUCCCAAAGUACUUAACAGAUAUUUAUCAUUCUUAAUUGUAUGUAUGAAAUGUUAUGUAAUUAAAGUGUUUCAUGUAAAUUGCAGCACGCUGAUGUGUGGUAAUAUUUUAACCGCUUUUCGUUGCGAGCGUGAUGCGAAUCGCUUUAUUUCGAGCAUAUUUUAUACGCAUUACGGUAAAGACCGUAUUUCCUUGAGGCACCAGCCCUCGCUGCGGUAUUCGUGCGAAAAGUGUGUAAAAGGCGGUGCGCGCGGCGAUGGUACCGUCGACGGCUCGGUCUGCGAUGGAGGUCUGCCCGGAGGUCCCCGUGAUGCCGUCUCCUCGGCAGCUUACUCAGAACCCGCUCAAGAAAAUUUGGAUGCCAUGCAAAAAUGGGCAUCCGGAAAGAACUAUUUCUCAAAGAAAAGUGUGUAUGACCAACUGCCCCACCCUCAUUGUUACGGUUGGCCUUCCAGCUCGAGGGAAAACCUACAUCUCCAAAAAGCUAACCCGCUACCUGAACUGGAUCGGCGUGCCCACAAAAGAGUUCAACGUUGGCCAGUACCGUCGAGAGUGUUUGAAGAUUUACAAAUCGUUUGAGUUCUUUCGGCCGGACAAUGAAGAAGGUUUAAGGAUAAGGAAGCAGUGUGCAUCAGCUGCUCUGGAAGAUGUCCGGCAUUAUCUAGGAGUCGAGGGUGGCCAGGUGGCGGUGUUUGAUGCCACCAAUACCACAAGGGAACGGAGAGAGACAAUUACAAGAUUUGCUGAGCAGAAUGGCUACAAGGUGUUCUUCGUGGAAUCUGUGUGUGAGGACCCUGAUAUCAUUGAACAGAACAUUGUGCAAGUGAAGCUGGGCAGUCCGGACUACACCAACUGCAAGACAGAGGAGGCCGUGGAGGAUUUUAUGAUGAGGAUCAAGUGCUACGAGAAUUCAUACCAGACCUUGGACGAGGUUCUGGACAGGGAACUGUCCUACAUCAAAAUCAUAGACGUGGGCCGUCAGUACCUGGUGAACCGGGUGCUGGACCACAUCCAGAGCCGUAUUGUGUACUAUCUGAUGAACACUCACAUCACUCCACGCUCCAUCUACCUGUGUCGCCAUGGUGAGAGCGAUCUCAACGUCAAAGGGCGUAUUGGGGGAGAUUCUGGACUGUCGCCAAGGGGCAAGGAGUUUGGGAAGCGCCUGAAGCAAUUUAUCCUGGAGCAGAACAUCAAGGAGCUGAAGGUGUGGACGAGCCAGAUGAAGAGGACCAUCCAGACAGCAGAGGCGCUGGGUGCGCCGUACGAGCAGUGGAAGGCGCUGAACGAGAUUGACGCGGGCGUGUGUGAGGAGAUGAUGUACGAGGAGAUCCAAGACCACUUCCCGCUCGAAUUCGCCCUGAGGGACCAGGACAAGUACCGCUACCGCUAUCCCAAGGGGGAGUCGUAUGAGGACCUGGUCCAGCGGCUCGAGCCGGUGAUCAUGGAGCUGGAGAGGCAGGAGAACGUGCUGGUCAUCUGCCACCAAGCUGUCAUGCGCUGUCUCUUGGCCUACUUCCUGGACAAUUCUGCAGAGAAGCUGCCUUACCUGAAAUGUCCACUGCACACGGUAAUGAAGCUCACUCCCGUGGCUUAUGGCUGUAAGGUAGAGUCCAUCUUCCUCAAUGUGGAUGCAGUGAAUACCCAUAGAGACCGACCAGAGAAUGUUCAUAUACAUCGUACCUCAGAAGAUGCAUUGCAGACGGUCCCGGCCCACCUUUGACCUCCUGACAUCCUGGCCUGUUUGGAUGAUGUCGGACCUUUUUUUCUCAGGGACAGAAACACACUUGAACCCUUUUUGCGUCCAGGCACACCCCUCACCUAAGCCCCGAAGUUUGGGUGAUUUGCAUCAUCAUCCUCCUCCUGUUGAACUUGGCCGUUGUCUUUCCCGAAGAGGGGCUCCUACAUGUAACAUGUAAGGUAUUCACAGUGCUGUGUGGUCGGUGUCAUUUUGUAGAUGCUGUCCCGUUUCUGUGCUUUACCGGGACCACCGGUUGACUUUUUGAAUUUUACAGUGGUUUCAAUUUUAGUGCUUGGAAGCGACGGACACAAGUCCAGUGUUUAUUGGGGUAUCUUUUAUAGGAGUGGGGGGUGGUAAACCUAAACUAGCUAUUGCUUUAUUGCACCCUCCGUAUAAACUAGGCACGUUGAGAGCAGUGAUGUCACUAGGAUAAGGAAGGACAGCCCAAUUCCCAGCUGAUGGCUACAGAGACGACAGCAAACAGUGACACAGGUAGUCAGAUCAGUCUAGAAUUAAGCUAAAAGAUGCACGGAGACAGGACGAGUUUCCUGUUUGUCUGUUGCAAGGAAAGUGGACUGCUGGCCCCAGACAACAGGUGAUUGGGUGCUGUGCCUCCCAUGCUAAUCGUCAUGAGGAGUGUUGGGUGUUUACUGACUGCGUUCCUACUCAGGGGUUAUUGGGCUAACUUCUCCCACGUUCAAACCGGUGGCAAGUCACUUCCUGUGACUUGCAUGUGCUUUUCUCCAGCGGAGCGAGAGAUGCGGAAUUUAGCCUUCAGUGUGACUACAUUGCUCAAAACUGAGAAGGAAAUGCAUGCCUCACUUCUCUAUUUUGUCUCUGACCUCAGAGGGUAAAGUCAUAGCAUCCAUGCUGUCAGUGGUGUAGUAGUCUAAAACCAUUUUGUCUUUGGGUAAACAGCUCUAUGGCGGUAAGGACAUUGGGGUUGCUUUAAAUAUCCAGAUUUUGAAGGUGGUCAGCAUGUUGAUGUUGCAUUAAUAAUUGCAUUAAAUCUAAGGUCAUUAUCACUAUGUACGAAUAUACCCACAUUGUGAAUGGGCUUUACACUUCAUUUCUUACCUUAUUGGGAUGAAGGGCCUAACAACUAAACAUAAUUUGUGGCACUUAAAUACCAAGAAUGUUAAUAUCUGUAUGGGCACAAAUUCUGAUGUCGAAUUUAAUGUCUUCACAUAAAAUUUGCUAGAUGUCAGAUUUAAGUGAAGAAAUUUUAGAAUGAUCCAGAUUUUUGUACUGGGUUCUCCAUUCUUAGCUACUCUACCAGAAAACUGCCUGCACAUUCAUUCAAACGAUCGGUGUCAGUGUUUGGAAAUUGCAGAUAACUUCUUGUAUGAGCAUUAAGUUUUGUUUUGAAAUUGGUUAUGGAUUUUAAUAAAAGAUUUAAAAAAAAAAAAAAACUAUUUAAUAAAUAGUUAUAGAUUUGGUGUUAAUCAUUUUUAAGCGGUACUGGUUGGGGUAGAUUAUGGUAUUGAAAUCCUGAACCCCUUUUCAAACCUCUUUUUUUUUUUAACAGCCCACUAGUGUAGGAAGCAGCCCACACUCCAAAAGUGCCCCCCCCCCCCCACACCUCUUUCUUGGCACAUAAUUCCUUGUAUAGGGAGACAUGCAUUGACUACCAUACACUUACUCACCAGAUACUCAUCAGCUACUCUUAUAUUCAUAUAAAACCUGACACAGGUACAAAGAGUUAGCUGCAUUGUGGCGGCUCGUGUGUGUUGACAUGAUGUACAAAUUUAAGGCUUUUAAUUGAAUAUCAUACAUUGAUCCUCAUUUCAAAUAGCCAUGUGUAACUUUGGCUAGAAGACUGUUCACAUGGGAUCUAUUAUAUCACACAAGUAUGUCCCCAGCAUCCAAGUAAGAGGCACACAAGAAAAACAAGCAAAUGUUUAUAUAAUUUUUUUGUUUUCAUCAUUGUUCAUAUGGUGUUGGCAAAAUACAUGUAUGAAUCUUUGUAGAAGUUUGACAGUAUUAAAAGUUUACUUGCAUACA